UGGCAUUGUCUUUUUGUAGACUUUCAAUCGUAAGAGUUUGACAUUACAAUUUUCGUCCGGAACUGAAACGGUUGUGUGACCUGCAGAAUGCUUUGUAAAAUCGUUAUAGUUUGCAUUGUGAUUCUUGGAACACGCGCUGAAGACGAAGAUGUUGCUCCGAUCGGUUCCAAUAGGAUUGGCUUUGGAAGUAAUUUCAGUGCAAAACGCGACGUACGGUUCUACUUGUACACGCCAUUGUCGGUGAAUGAGCCUCACGUGUUCUCGGUUGACACGGUUGGAACGUUGUCUCGUUCAUUCUACAACAGCAGUCUGCCACUGCGCAUUGUGAUCCACGGUUGGAUGAACAAUUACACGUCGUUGGCGAUUCGCGGAGUCAAGGAAGCCUAUUUGGCCGCCGGGCAGUACAACAUCAUCGGAGUGGACUGGAACACGGGAGCUGCUGAAGCGUACCUACGUGCCUCACAGUACACCUUGGCCGUGGGUCAUGUCGUUGCGGAACUGAUAAAUCGUAUGGUUCGUUCCAGCAUGACAACCAUGGACCAUAUCUACUUGAUAGGACAUAGUCUAGGUGCCCAUAUUGCCGGAAAUGCCGGUCGAGUUGUGAGUGUAGGAAAGAUAAAGGUCAUCUUCGGACUCGAUCCAGCAUCGAUCAAUUUCUUCGAGGAUGAACCGGAAAGCCGACUUAGUCCAGAUGAUGCAGAAUACGUCGAAGUCAUACACACCAGUACUCAAUUUUCCGGUUAUCCUCACCCGAUCGGACGGGUGGACUUCUACCUCAACUACGGGAAGAAACAACCAGGUUGCGCAACGGAAUCCUGCAGUCAUGGCCGAUCGGUCGAGUACUUUAUGGAAUCCCUUUCUAAGGAUUGCAAAGGCUUUUGGGGUGCACGAUGCGACGACUACAAUGAACUGAAAACGAAAACAUGCUACAACCUCAAACAGCAAGGUCUACUCGGCGGUGAUCCUCCGCAGUGGGAAAACGAAAAAGGAAUCUACGUUGUGGUAACGGCAGUAGAGUCCCCUUAUGCAUUGGGCUACAACUAUUGAAUACAGAUAUACUGAACAAAAUUGUCCUAGAAUAAAUUUCAAGUUCA
Messenger RNA from Ochlerotatus camptorhynchus, 1094 nucleotides. Its product is annotated as pancreatic lipase-related protein 2-like. The record is from RefSeq and is a predicted model, not a curated record. Gene Ontology annotation, molecular function: lipase activity. Lineage: Eukaryota; Metazoa; Arthropoda; Insecta; Diptera; Culicidae. Bases 88 to 1047 code for a protein of 319 amino acids. The transcript is spliced from 3 exons. Gene Ontology annotation, biological process: lipid catabolic process.